Molecule: messenger RNA, 972 nt
Organism: Polistes dominula (European paper wasp)
Lineage: Eukaryota; Metazoa; Arthropoda; Insecta; Hymenoptera; Vespidae
Gene: eIF2Balpha
Product: eukaryotic translation initiation factor 2B subunit alpha
Biological process (GO): translational initiation
Cellular component (GO): eukaryotic translation initiation factor 2B complex
Molecular function (GO): guanyl-nucleotide exchange factor activity; translation initiation factor activity
Source: RefSeq, a predicted model, not a curated record
AUUAUUGACAAUAAAUGAAAAAACAUGGAGCAAACAGAAAUUUGUGAAUACUUUAAUGGUAUUAUUAAGUAUGAGAAGGAUGUGUCAGCUGGUAUGGCUGCUAUACGAACUUUACUAAAAGUUUUGGAACGUUCUAGGUCAGAAACAGUCCAAGAGUUAAGGCUUUGUUUACAAAAUGCAGUGAAUGCAAUGAGGUCUACGGAUAAUCCUAUAACUGCUAUUGCUUCUGGAAGCGAAUUAUUUCUUCGAUUCAUUACUUUAGCGACAUUAGACACACCGUCAUUCGCAGAAUGCAAAAGAAUUAUGCUUCAUAGAGGGAAAGUAUUUUAUGAAAAAUUAGUUGCUGCACGAGGAAAAGUUGCAAAAGUAGCAGCACAUUUUAUCACUGAUGGUUCUAAAAUACUCACUCAUUCCAAAUCUAGAGUUGUAUUGCAAGCAAUGAAAGAAGCAGCUGCUUGUAAUAAAAUAUUUGAAGUAUAUGUUACCAAUUCUUCUCCUGACAAUAGCGGAGUCGAGAUGUGCCAAAAUUUAACAAAAAUGGGAAUUUCUUGUACAUUGAUAUUAGAUUCUGCAAUGGGAUAUAUUAUGGAACAGGUCGAUAUGGUAAUGGUUGGAGCAGAAGGUGUUUCAGAAAGCGGUGGAAUUAUAAAUAAAUUGGGCACUUACACAAUGGCAAUGUGUGCUAAUGUGGUAAAAAAGCCUUUUUACGUAUUGACCGAAAGUUUCAAAUUCUCAAGGAUAUAUCCUUUGAAUCAAGUGGAUCUUCCUGAUGAAUUCAAAUAUACGGCGAGCACUUUAAAAAAGGAACUCCAAAAAGAGCAUCCGCUGGUAGAUUACACUGCGCCUCAUUUUAUUAGUCUUUUAUUUACCGAUUUAGGAAUUUUAACUCCAUCCGCUGUUAGUGAUGAACUUAUAAAACUGUAUUUGUAACAAUUAUAUAUUUUAUAUUGAUUAAAACAUGGCAUACAUGAA